UUAGUCUAUGGCUGACUGACACCCACAGCAGCCGUGUUGAUAAGGAGAGAAAUUUAAUAACACAUUCAGUGGGCAACAAUUUCUUUAUUAAUUAUUCCCUUUCUCUCCUCUCUUUCACCAAUUCUCCAAAAUUUCAACCCCCCCAAACUCAAGAUUUGUGCUGUCAGAGCGAUUCACAUUGCCUGUGUUACGGUUGUCUGCUUUCAAAGCUUUUGAAGUUGUACUUUCGGAAUUUGCAAGGUAGUGUUGUUUAGGACACUUCAAUUUUCUUCGGUUCCAAAACAUGAUGUCUCAAGAAGCAAUAUCUGUUCCUUCCAACAACCUCAGAGACCCCUCGGUUCAACUUCAUGAACCAAACUCAAACUCAAAUUCAAACCCUAAUAAUCCUAACCCUAAUUCACUUAAGAGAAAAAGAAGCCUACCCGGAACACCAGAUCCGAAUGCAGAAGUGAUUGCUCUGUCGCCAAAGUCGCUGAUGGCGACCAACCGAUUCAUCUGCGAAGUGUGCAACAAGGGUUUCCAGAGGGACCAGAACCUGCAGCUGCACCGGCGAGGGCACAACUUACCGUGGAAGCUGCGGCAGAGAAACAAGGAAGAGGUGGUGAAGAAGAAGGUGUACGUUUGUCCAGAGAAGAGUUGUGUGCACCACGACCCUUGCAGAGCCCUGGGAGACCUCACCGGAAUAAAAAAGCACUUCAGCAGAAAGCACGGUGAGAAGAAGUGGAAGUGCGACAAGUGCUCCAAGAAAUACGCUGUUCAAUCUGACUGGAAAGCCCAUAACAAGAUUUGUGGGACUAGACAGUACAAAUGUGACUGUGGCACAAUAUUCUCCAGGAAGGACAGCUUUGUAACGCAUGGAGCCUUUUGUGACGCCAUGGCGGAACAAAAUGCGAGGCUUCCGGCGGUUUUAUCAAACCUUGGAAGCGAGAUUUUGAUGAAUGCUGCUCAAGGUCCAAGAGUAAUGCCACAGGCUUUACAAUUACAUGGGUUUCAUAAUUCAGAGUUUGGUGGGCCAGGCUCAGAACCAUACAUGGGGAAUUUUGCGGAUGUGAACCAUGUCGAGCAUAAUAAGCUAAGGAUGCCACUAUGGCUAGACCAGACCAAUAAUAUUCCUCUUCAGCUUAAUCAUCAUCAUCAUCAUCAUCCUCUAAGCGUCUCAAGCAACAACUCUUCAAGUUUGUUCUCACCAGGAACAACCUUGGCUGAGGCAAACAACAUGUUUGGGACAUCAUCGUCGUCACAGGGACAGUGGCUGAAUUACCGAUACCACCCAGAAGCAUCAUUUACACAUGCCAACGUUUCUAUUCCUCAUGGACUGAAGCUAGAGCAAGAAGAAAACAAAGGGGACUUGUCGCAUAGUGUGAGCUCUUUGUACCAAAGUCACAUGGAACCUACAAGGAUGAGUGGUGGUAAUAAUAAUUUGGCCUUCGACAACUCCAACUUUGGCCUGUUGGACCCGAACAUGUCAAGCACGUCCAGCAACAACAACAACCGCUACAACAAUAACGUGGUUGAAAUUCAGAAAUUGUUCAAGCAAGGAAACCAGGCUGUUGAGAACUUCAACCACAUGGUGAAUUCCCAGGCAAGCACCAACAAUAUUAUUGGAGGUGGGUUUUCAUUGAGUAGCACCAAGGGUUUGGAGCACAUGGUGAUGCCGCGGAUUGAAGAGUGGGAGAGUGGAGAACCAGAAAUAAUGCAGAAGCAACAACUACGUUCAAGUACUUCAAACGCUACUGAAGAGCACUUAACCAAAGAUUUCAUGGGUAUUGGACCAGUGAUCAACCUGCAAAGCCAGUUCCGUGGACAUUACUGAUCAUCGAGCGGGCGAGCUAGGUUCAAAAUAAUUAAUGAAGCUAUAAGGUUAAGGUAGUGAAGUUGUGUGAUACAUAAGUACGUGUAGCAGAUGAUAUGUACUCAAGGUUUUAAAAAUCGAUCCAUGACUGUAACUUGAUCACGAUUAGGAUCAUAUUAAUCAUGCACAUUUAUUCAUAAUUUGUCACCAUAUCAACAAAUACGAUAAAAUCGCAGUCCGACAAAGCCGCAACCUUGUAUGUACGUACCUCAAAGUCACGAUAACAAUGAGAUGAUUAGGGGCAUGAUACCGAGUCGGAUUCGGAAGCAUGCACAGUGCACAGGGUGAUAUCACGUGAUCAUAAAUAUCGAUAUCAUAAAGCCAUCCCGUGAAGGAAGUGGGGGCCAUUGCGUUUUGGAAGAGACAAUAUAUAUUCCCUGCAUUCUAUGCUGUGCUUGGUGUAUUGUAUAUUGUUAAUUAAGGUUAAGAAUUAAUUUGCCUGGUUUAAUUUCUUUUAAGUUUUAGCUUCUUGUAGUUGAUUUAUAAUGUAUUAUUAUUAUUAUUACAGGGCAAACAAGUAGAUACACGUACACAAA
Glycine soja is the source of this 2388-nucleotide messenger RNA. Its product is annotated as zinc finger protein BALDIBIS-like. The transcript has 4 exons. The coding region runs from base 284 to 1813 and encodes 509 amino acids. Gene Ontology annotation, molecular function: DNA-binding transcription factor activity; protein binding. Lineage: Eukaryota; Viridiplantae; Streptophyta; Magnoliopsida; Fabales; Fabaceae. The record is from RefSeq and is a predicted model, not a curated record. Gene Ontology annotation, cellular component: nucleus.